Messenger RNA from Drosophila gunungcola (fruit fly), 1977 nucleotides. It is a transcript of the gene Hsp60D, whose product is annotated as 60 kDa heat shock protein homolog 2, mitochondrial. Gene Ontology annotation, molecular function: protein-folding chaperone binding; ATP-dependent protein folding chaperone; ATP binding. Gene Ontology annotation, cellular component: mitochondrial inner membrane; mitochondrial matrix. Bases 114 to 1796 code for a protein of 560 amino acids. Gene Ontology annotation, biological process: apoptotic mitochondrial changes; mitochondrial unfolded protein response; protein import into mitochondrial intermembrane space. The record is from RefSeq and is a predicted model, not a curated record. The transcript has a single exon. Lineage: Eukaryota; Metazoa; Arthropoda; Insecta; Diptera; Drosophilidae.
AUCAUUUGGCAUAUUCCUUUGCCUAACGAACAAAGGGUACUAAAUUAUAUAAAAACAUUUAAAAAUUAGGAAAUAAAACCCCGCAAAAUUAACGACCAAAGAUCACGUUCAAAAUGCUGAGUAGAUUGGGCCGGAGUGGUGGCACUAGCGUGCGCUCCUUUACCAAGGACGUUCGCUUUGGGGUCGAGGCGCGCAGCCUGCUGCUGCAGGGCGUGAACAUCCUGGCCAACGCGGUGGCGGCCACUCUUGGCCCCAAGGGCAGGAACGUGCUGAUCGAGCAGUUGCUAAUAUCGCCACGGAUCACCAAAGACGGCAUCACAGUGGCCCACAAUGUGCAGCUGAAGGAUCGACGGCAGGACAUGGGCGUUCAGCUGCUGCGCGAGGCAAGCAAUAAUACGAACAACAAUGUGGGCGAUGGCACCACCACGGCCACGAUCUUGGCCCGUGGAAUAGCCUGCCAGGGGAUGCAUGCGCUCCGCCAGGCAGAGAUUAAUGUUCAGCUGCUGCGUGAGGGCAUUCUUGAGGGAUCGCGAGCGGUGUGCGAAGCCUUGGGUGAAAUGUCCGUGCCGGUGGACACCAUUGGCCAGGUGGAGGCUGUGGCCAAGGUCGCUCUAAAUGGAGACGAACGACUGGCAGAGCUUAUUGGCGACACCAUAUUGGAACUGGGUGAAAGUGGCGUCAUCUUACUGAAGGAAUCCCAAAGCCCCGUCGAUGAGGUUAAAAUCCAAGAGGGCAUUACUUUGCCCUUGGGCUACUGUUCACCCUUUUUUGCCUCGAAAAGUGAAGGCAAAACCCUGGAGCUGGGCAACUGCCUGCUGCUGCUCACUUUGGCCAAAAUUGAACAAGCUGAACAGAUCCUUCCCGCCUUGCAACUGGCCAAAGUGAGGGAACAACCUCUUCUGAUCAUAGCUCAGGAUUUUUCCAGUGAUUUGGUAAAGAUUCUGGUACUGAACCAUUUGCAAGGCCGAGUCCAGGUGUGUGCCGUCAAGGCACCAAAAUUUGGCGAGGAUCAGCGGCAGGAAAUGCAGGAUCUAGCUCUGGCCAUGGGUGCCCAUCUGCUGGAGGAUGCCACCUGGCUGGCGGAGCUCUCUGAGGGGGAUCUUGGCGAGGUGGUAUUAGCGGUAGUGGACGCCAAGGAAACGCACCUGCUGCAACCCAUCAAGGUCAACGAGGCGCAGGUUGAAGGACGCAUUCAGCAUAUUCGUGAGCUGAUCGAUGAGGCUGUCACCGAUGAGGAACUGGAUCGGCUAAAAACAAGGCUGGGCAGAAUGCAGGGCCACAUGGCCACCAUCUAUGUGGGCGGCACAAGUGACCUGGAAAUCAGUGAGCGAAAGGAUCGCUUCAACGAUGCCCUGCAUGCCGUGAAAGUGGCCAUCAGCGAUGGUGUUGUUCCCGGAGGUGGCACAGCCUUUUUACGGUGUAUUCCUGCCUUGGAUAAGUUACCUCCUGCUAGGGUCAUGGAGCACCAAGUGGGCAGGGAAAUUGUGAGGGACGCACUGCGUCUGCCCUGCUACACAAUUGCCCGAAAUGCUGGAGUAGAUCCCGACGAGGUACUUCGUCGAGUGCUAGCUGGUAAUGGCAACUUUGGAUACGAUGCCGCUGCCGGUGAGUAUGGAGAUCUAUUGGUACGCGGAAUCGUAGAUCCCACAAAUGUGAUGCAAUCUGCCAUAACGGAUGCCGCCGGAGUUGCCUCGCUUUUGGCCACCACUGAAGUUCUCAUCACCGAGCAGCCGAUUAAACGAAAGAUUCCCAAAAAUCAGAUUACCCAGGAUCUGGCUAAACUGGUUGGCAUGUAGAAAAAAAAUUAAACAAACUCAUUUUAAGUAGGCUAUGAAAAAUGUAUUUUAGAUAAUCUUUAAAUUAAAUGUUUAAAUUAGUCAAUAAUGUUUAAUUAAAUUACCUUUUUUAUCGAUAAACUAAAAUUUGCAAUGCAUAAAGUUAAGCCAAACUAAAGUUAAUAUUAUACAACAAUUAUUA